GUUAGUUCUCAAGUAGUCAGGUAGUUUUGUUUAUCUCUAGAUAUUUCAACAGGUUUGUAGAAUUCAUGAGUUUUCUAGAAAGUGGUCUUCUCCUGUUGCUAGGAUAUAUAAAGGAGUGUGAAGCUGUAACUUGAAGCAAGAAAGUUUUGAAUUGGGGAUGCUUGGUUAAGAUGAACCCUGAUAAUAGGAAUAUCUUAAAUGUGGCAAGUCCUGGUCCUGAGGUAGGAUUGUCAACAGUCUAUUUUAAUGUAACAUCUCAAACUUAUCCAGCUGUUUACAUGUCGAUAAUCCCCCAUGAUUUUCUGGCAAAUAAAACCACAUGUACUAAUUUCAAUGUCAAAGGUGAUCCUUAG
Acanthoscelides obtectus is the source of this 353-nucleotide messenger RNA. The record is from the annotation of a GenBank genome assembly. NCBI's taxonomy places the organism in Eukaryota, Metazoa, Arthropoda, Insecta, Coleoptera, Chrysomelidae.